Molecule: messenger RNA, 2557 nt
Organism: Penicilliopsis zonata CBS 506.65
Lineage: Eukaryota; Fungi; Ascomycota; Eurotiomycetes; Eurotiales; Aspergillaceae
Exons: 3
Coding region: 1-2202 (733 amino acids)
Molecular function (GO): protein binding
Source: RefSeq, a predicted model, not a curated record
AUGACUCAAGGCGCCAGACGCCCAGGGUUCCAGAAAGUCGGAAGCGACUGGGCACGCGCUGAGUUGGACCGUACGCUGCUGUGUCUGGGUCUGAACGUACGACGGGUAGAGGGAGACUUUUCCAUCAAGAGAUCUCCCCCCGUUGACGGUACGAUGGGAGAGUCCGAUGGCGAGCAUUCGAUCUUUGGUCCGACGAGAACUUCCGACGAGAACAAUGAGUUCGCCGAAUCUACACCGAAACCGCUGCAGAAGACCUUGAACAAGCCCUUUAACAUGACCCCGUCAAAGCUUGCAGACGCGAACGUGGCACCUUUCCUUGCGAAACACAUCCCAGAACAAUACGCUCCUCUUGGCCCGCAGCCGGGCGAUUCGGUUGAAUCGGCAAUGGCCAGCUCGAGAUUCUGCUAUCGACACCGGCCCGAUCUGAAGUGUCGGCGCCAGGCCGACGAGCCGACCAUGGACAAGCUGCAGCAUGAUCUGGAAUCGCUGCCUCAGCGAGAUCGCCAGGGGAUCGCUCAUGUUUGGUCCCUCUUCUCCGCCGCUCCACCGAAACAGAGAAAAUUGAUGUUGCAGGGGAUCUUAUCCCAAUGUUGCUUCCCGCAGCUUUCAUUCAUCUCGGAGACCGUCGAUAACCUUGUUCGCAUCGACUUCCUCGCCGUAUUGCCUCCCGAGCUCUCGUUCAAGAUUCUCUGCUAUCUCGACACGGCCUCACUUUGCAAAGCCGCGCAAGUCUCUAGAAGAUGGAAGGUUCUGGCUGAUGACGAUGUGGUCUGGCACCGCAUGUGCGAGCAACACAUCCAUCGGAAAUGCAAGAAGUGCGGAUGGGGUCUACCACUACUGGACCGCAAGAGACUACGCGACUCUAAGCGAGAAAUUGAGCUCCGUGCCACCAAUUUCAAUAUGAACGCUGCCAUCUCGGCCUCCUCACCUUCCCACACCGCCGAUACUCCUUGUUCCCAGUCAGAAGUUGCCACUAUCAAUAAAAACAAGCGCAAAUCCGAUGACAUUCCUGCCGAGGAAGAGGCGGCCGUCAAACGCCCGUGUACCUCCAUUCCGUCUGCGCCCGAGGAAGAUGGUGACUUUUACACCCGGCGCCGUAUUCCUUGGAAGUCCGUCUACAUGAAACGCUGGAAAGUGGGCAAUAACUGGAGGCACGGGCGAUGCAACGUCAAGACCUUCCGGGGACACACCAACGGAGUCAUGUGCCUCCAGUUUGAGGAUAAUAUCCUGGCCACCGGUUCCUACGAUAUGACUAUCAAGAUCUGGGAUACCGACACCGGGAAAGAGCUACGCACGCUCCGAGGCCAUCGUGCUGGUAUUCGCUGCCUACAGUUUGACGACACAAAACUGAUCAGCGGAAGCCGGGAUGGAGUCUUGAAAAUCUGGAAUUGGCGCACAGGUGCUUGCAUUGGCACCCACAUUGGUCACCAGGAUGGAAUAAUCGGAUUGCAUUUUGAUGGUGGAAUUCUGGCAACGGCCUCCGUCGACACGACUGUGAAGAUAUGGAACUUUGAAGGCAAAUCAACCCACGUCCUGCGUGGCCACACCGACUGGGUAAAUGCCGUUCGCAUCGAUGCCUCGUCACGAACCGUCUUCUCAGCCUCGGACGACUGCACCGUCCGAAUCUGGGACCUGGAUACUAAGCAGUGCCUCCGCAUCUUUCACGGUCACGUGGGCCAAGUGCAACAAGUUGCUCUGUUGCCUCGCGAAUUUGAACUUGACUAUGAAGAGCAUGAUGCUCAGUGCGAGAACGAUAACCAUAGCGUUCUCUCUGCGGCUGCUACCGAUUCGCCGUCGCCUCACAGAACGGAAGACGAUGCCGAUUCCGUGGAGCUGCAGACCGACUCGUUCGGACCCUUCUUCAGCAGCAGUGGCGACCGCCCUGAGCCUCCCCGCUACAUGAUCACCAGCGCAUUGGAUUCGACCGUUCGUCUCUGGGACACGAUGACGGGCAAAUGCCUGCGCACGUUCUUCGGCCACGUUGAGGGCGUCUGGGCGCUGUCAGUCGACAAUCUCCGUGUGGUUACCGGAGCCGAGGACCGCAUGGUCAAGCUUUGGGACCCUCGCACCGGUCUUAACGAGGGCACCUUCACGGGCCAUCUGGGCCCAGUCACCUGUGUUGGCCUGGGUGACAGCCGCUUUGCUUCUGGAAGCGAAGAUUGCGACGUGCGCGUUUAUAGUUUCGAGGAUGAUGAGGUGUGAUGCGCGUCUCGUUCUGUGCUUUUCAUCUGUUUCAUUGAUACCCGGUAGUCUGUUCAAGGCUUUUCUUUUCUUUUCCCCCUUUCAUCAUUGGCAAAAACGACAUAUCGGGGAUAUUUCCUCUUUUACUACUUUUGUUCUAUCAAAGCAUCCUACUGUACCUCUGGAGGCGUUCAUCUUUUUUGAAUAUAUGUUUUUUUAUAAGGGGUGUUCUUUUGGGCAUAUGGGCUUUUGGGGAGUCCGGUGUUUUCUCAGGGAAUAUGGUUACUAUUGAAUAUUAAGAUAUUAUGAUCUCAUUACCACACCUUACCAUAUAUAGUUAUGUUAAGUACAUAAUAUCAUAUUUUCUUGCGAUUCC